AUGGAGAAGGGAAACUGCAGCACUGCAUCAGAUUUCAUCCUCCAGGGAUUUUCAGACCUCCCUGAGCUGAGCGUCUUCCUCUCCCUGGUGUUACUUCUCAUCUAUGGAGUCACAGUGAUGGGCAACCUGGACAUGAGCACAGUGAUCCAGGUCAGCUCUCAGCUUCACACCCCCAUGUACUUUUUCCUUAGUCACUUGUCCAUUGUGGAUUUUUGUUACUCCACCAUUAUUGUGCCUAAGAUGCUAGCAAAUAUCUUAGUCAAGGAAAAAGCCAUUUCCUUCUGGGGGUGUAUGGUACAAUUCUACUUAUUUUGCACAUGUGUGGUCACUGAGGUCACCCUUCUGGCUGUGAUGGCCUAUGACCACUUUGUGGCCAUCUGCUACCCUCUGCUGUACAUGGUUAUCAUGUCCCAGAAGCUCUGUUUGGGACUGGUAUCUGUCUGCUAUCUCUAUUCAGCAGUGUGUUCUCUGAUUCAUAUGUGUUUAGCUCUUGAGAUCCCAGCAUAUAUCUCAAAUGUGGUUAACCACUUCUCUGAAUUACCCUCUUUGUUCUCUCUUGCCUGCUCUGAUGUGUCUGUGAAAGAACUGGUGGUGUACAUUGUGACCACUUUCAAUGAGAUCAUCACCAUCAUGAUCAUUCUCACCUCCUCUUUGUUUAUCCUCAUCACCAUCCUGAGGAUGCACUCUGCAGAGGGAAGGCACAAAGCCUUUUCCAUCUUUGCCUCCCAUUUCAUGGCUAUCAAUGUCUUUCAUGGAACAAUCCUUUUCUUUUAUUGCAGACCCAGUUCUGACUAUAGUCUGGAAAGUGAUAAAGUGGCCACAGUGUUCUAUACUGUAGUCAUUCCCAUGCUGAAUCCCCUGAUCUACAGCCUGAGGAACAAGGAUGUGAAGGCAGCUCUCAGGAAAAUGGCAGGCUUCAAAAUAUCUUCUUGA
This is a messenger RNA of Choloepus didactylus (southern two-toed sloth), 933 nucleotides long. Its product is annotated as olfactory receptor 5L1-like. Gene Ontology annotation, molecular function: G protein-coupled receptor activity; odorant binding; olfactory receptor activity. NCBI's taxonomy places the organism in Eukaryota, Metazoa, Chordata, Mammalia, Pilosa, Megalonychidae. Gene Ontology annotation, cellular component: membrane. Gene Ontology annotation, biological process: G protein-coupled receptor signaling pathway; sensory perception of smell. The record is from RefSeq and is a predicted model, not a curated record. Bases 1 to 933 code for a protein of 310 amino acids. The transcript has a single exon.